AGCGCCUAAGUUUUUCUGGCUCGUCAACCACAAACUUUGCUUGACUGAUGCCAUGCAAUAGCGACUCGUAGCCUACUACUAGCUAGAGUAGAAGCAACCGAAACAGACCCAACAAAACCAACAUUAGUUAGUAACAAUGAGUGAGGAAAAGGAACGUAGCACACCGGCCCGAAGUUGGUCCUUUCAGCUUCCCGACAACGAAGAUAAGGAAGAAGGAGAUGGCGUGGAUGUCCCGGAAGAUCGACCUCUCUCCGAAGCCGACCGUAACCUCCAGAAUUCACAUCAGGUUCCCUUUUACAAGUUUGUUCUCACGGGAGGUCCUUGUGGAGGAAAGACAACUGGUUUGGCUCGAGUUUAUUACUUUUUGAAAGAGAGAGGCUUUGAAGUAGUCAAUGUGGCCGAGGCCUUUACCAUUUUGGCGUCCAAUGGCAUGUCGGGAGAUUUUUUUGCCACACAAGGGAUGGACGUAGUCAUUCAGCACACUGUGAUGGAUGUUCAAAUGGGAUUGGAGGAUGGCGUCGAACGCAUUUUGCGAGCUCGCGGACGUCCAGCCGUCAUGAUGUGUGAUCGAGGGACUAUGGACGGAGCUGCCUACAUGGAACGAAAGGACUGGCAUGCUCUGUUAAAAGAUCGAGGGACCACCGAAACGGAAAUUCGCGACAAUCGAUACAAUGCUGUCUUCCACAUGGUGUCGGCAGCCGAUGGAGCCGAACCACAUUACACGCUAGAAAACAAUCAAGCUAGAACCGAAGACGCCGAAGCAGCGCGCAUGAUGGAUCGCAAAACACAAAAGGCGUGGGUCGGUCAUUCCCAUUUGUACGUAUUCGACAAUUCAACCGACUUUGAACGGAAACUCGAGCGACUCGUAGAUGUCAUUGCAAAAUUGGUAGGGUUGCCAUCCAAUCUCAAAAGGAACAGUGCCAAGUUUGUACUCAGAACACCACCCAAAACCCAAGAUUUCCCAGAAGAUAUCGAUUAUCACAUUUUCUCGGUGGAAAAAGUUUACUUGACAACGAAUGAUGGCGAUGAUGAUACCUACAGCUUUAUUCGAAAACGCACAAACCUUGAUCCAACGGGAAAGAAACAACUAGGUUUUGUUUAUCAGCUUACAACGGUGACAAGAACACCGUCGGGAGACACAAUAGAAGAAAAACGCAUCAUCACGGCUCGAGAGUACAGUUCCGCUUAUCUGACGCGAGAUGUUUGUCGGCACAUUGUCCUGCAAAAACGAAUCAGUUUCUUGUACAAAUUGCAAAGUUUCACCAUUCAUAUUUACCAACAACCUGUCAGUGACAUUUGUAUUUUGCAUGCACAAGUUGAGGCCACGGAAGCAAGUACGGAACCAAACGUCGACUUGCCCCCAUUCUUAGAUGUCGAAAAGAGACUCUCCGACUCUAACGAAGAGGAUGAAGAAAAGUACAGUGCAUACAACAUUUCACUCAUCAACAAAAUCCCAGUCAUCAAAGAGGAAGAAUGAUUCGAGCGAUGAAUGUCUGGUCACUGGUAUUUGGAACACAUUGAAGCACUUUUAAAAUCAAAUCAAUCCACAACUAACUGGGAGAGUCACAUUGGUUAGAGUAGAGAAACAGGGGGAAAGCACAUUGUACUGCAAAUACCCAGCGAAUGGCAUGAGCACCGAGAAUUACUGGUGCCUUGCUCGUUGGGAAGUUUGAUUCACUUUUAUGGAUAGAUAUGGAUGCGACGGUUUGGCUUCUAAAAUAUUGAAAUCACUCAUUUGUACAGUACAGUUGUGGUCAUCCGGGCUGCCAGUACGGUCGCAUUGAGCUCCUGUGAGCUUCAUUCCGCUAUAAGCCUGUGAGCUUCAUUCUCCGGUGUUGUACGGCUGAACAUGAUGUACCGUAAAAGUACGGUAGUAAAAGAGAUGCCAAUCUGGCAAGCGCGAAAUUUCAAACAGCCUUGCUGGUUAUCUUUAACAGCUGACUUCAACCCUGCUUUUGACACCUUCAAGGCGGCGAAUCUUCGUCGGUCUUCUUGAGAGAUCUCUCUCUCUUCUUCGGAUCUUUGGUGUCCACCCAGAGCCGC
This is a messenger RNA of Seminavis robusta, 2043 nucleotides long. Lineage: Eukaryota; Bacillariophyta; Bacillariophyceae; Naviculales; Naviculaceae. The record is from the annotation of a GenBank genome assembly.